Molecule: messenger RNA, 4824 nt
Organism: Dermochelys coriacea (leatherback sea turtle)
Lineage: Eukaryota; Metazoa; Chordata; Testudines; Dermochelyidae
Gene: RASA3
Product: RAS p21 protein activator 3
Exons: 24
Coding region: 178-2685 (835 amino acids)
Biological process (GO): intracellular signal transduction; regulation of GTPase activity; negative regulation of Ras protein signal transduction
Molecular function (GO): GTPase activator activity
Source: RefSeq, a predicted model, not a curated record
GUCCUCGAGCCGAGCCAGCCGCGGUGGCGGGCGGGGCCUGCGCAGUGUGCUCGCCCGCCCGAGCCGCACAGCCAGCUUCCGAGCCACCGCGGCAGGCGCUGCCCGCCCUCCUCCCCGUCUGUGCGUCUCCGCGGUGGAGGAGCUUGAGCGCUGCUGGGAGCCAGGCUCGGCGGCACCAUGGCCGUGGAGGAAGAGGGGCUCCGGGUUUUCCAGAGCGUCAAGAUUAAAAUAGGAGAAGCCAAAAAUCUUCCUACGUAUCCGGGGCCAAACAAGAUGAGAGAUUGUUACUGUACUGUAAACCUGGACCAGGAGGAGGUUUUCAGGACCAAAAUAGUGGAGAAAUCACUAUGCCCCUUCUAUGGAGAAGACUUUUACUGUGAAAUUCCUCGGAGUUUUCGUCACCUGUCAUUUUACAUUUUUGAUAGAGAUGUUUUCCGAAGGGAUUCCAUCAUAGGAAAAGUAGCUAUACAGAAGGAAGAUCUGCAGAAAUACCAUAACAGAGACACCUGGUUUCAGCUACAGCAUGUUGAUGCUGAUUCAGAAGUACAGGGAAAGGUACACCUAGAGCUGAGACUGAGUGAAGUCAUAACAGACACUGGUGUCGUUUGCCAUAAGCUUGCAACACGAGUUCUAGAAUGCAAAGGCCUCCCAAUAGUGAAUGGGCAAUGUGAUCCCUAUGCCACAGUUACCUUAGCAGGACCAUACAGAUCUGAAGCCAAAAAGACUAAAGUUAAAAAGAAGACGAACAAUCCACAGUUUGAUGAAGUGUUUUAUUUUGAGGUAACCAGACCUUGCAGCUACAACAAAAAAUCCCAUUUUGAUAUUGAAGAUGCCGAUGAGGUGGACAAAAUGGAGAUUAGAGUAGACCUUUGGAAUGCCAGCAACUUGAAGUUUGGAGAUGAGUUUCUAGGAGAACUAAGACUUCCAUUAAAAUUUCUCCGACAAUCCAGCUCUUAUGAAGCAUGGUAUUUCCUGCAGCCCAGAGAUAAUGGCAACAAGUCAUUGAAGCCAGAUGACCUUGGUUCCUUAAGGUUAAAUGUGGUUUACACUGAGGACCAUGUUUUUUCCUCAGACUAUUACAGCCCACUUAGAGACCUCCUGUUAAAAUCUGCAGAUGUUGAGCCUGUUUCGGCAUCUGCUGCACACGUGUUGGGUGAAGUUUGCAGAGAAAAACAGGAAGCAGCCAUUCCUCUGGUUAGGCUUUCUUUACACUAUGGCAAAAUUGUGCCUUUCAUCAGUGCAAUUGCAAAUGCUGAAGUGAAGAGAACUCAAGACCCCAACACCAUUUUCAGAGGAAAUUCAUUAACUUCCAAGUGCAUUGAUGAGACCAUGAAACUGGCAGGGAUGCAUUAUCUUCAGGUUACACUAAAGCCAAUUAUAGAUGAGAUCUGCCAGCUCCAUAAACCAUGUGAAAUAGAUCCUGUGAAGUUAAAAGAUGGUGAAAACCUGGAAAAUAACAGGGAAAAUCUGAGGCAGUAUGUUGACCGCAUUUUUACUGUCGUAACGAAAUCUGGAGUGAGCUGUCCUACAGUGAUGUGCGAUAUUUUCUUUUCACUGAGAGAGUCAGCUGCCAAACGUUUUCAAGGUGACCCAGAUGUACGGUAUACAGCUGUAAGCAGUUUCAUUUUCCUGAGAUUCUUUGCUCCUGCAAUUCUUUCUCCAAAUCUCUUUCAACUUACACCACACCACCCAGAUCCUCAGACCUCUAGAACUUUGACACUUAUCUCUAAGACCAUACAAACAUUGGGCAGUUUAUCAAAAUCUAAAUCUGCCAGCUUCAAGGAAUCUUACAUGGCCACUUUUUAUGACUAUUUUAAUGAGCAGAAAUAUGCAGAUGCAGUAAAAAAUUUCUUAGAUUUGAUUUCAUCCUCUGGAAGGAGAGAUCACAAGAGUAUAGAGCAACCCAUACUGCUUAAAGAAGGGUUUAUGAUCAAAAGAGCGCAAGGAAGAAAACGAUUUGGUAUGAAAAACUUCAAGAAGAGAUGGUUUCGCCUGACUAACCAUGAAUUUACCUAUCAGAAAAGCAAAGGUGAUCACCCACUGUGUAGCAUUCCAAUAGAAAACAUCCUGGCAGUGGAGAAAUUGGAAGAGGAGUCCUUUAAAAUGAAAAAUAUGUUCCAAGUGAUUCAGCCUGAGAGAGUCCUGUACAUCCAGGCAAAUAACUGUGUCGAGGCCAAGGACUGGAUUGACAUACUUACUAAAGUUAGCCAGUGCAACAAGAAACGCCUCACAGUCUACCACCCUUCCGCAUACCUUAAUGGACACUGGCUGUGCUGCAAGGCCACUGCAGAUAAUACUCCUGGCUGUACGCCCUGCACUGGAGGCCUCCCUGCAAAUAUACAACUAGACAUAGAUGGAGAUAGAGAAACUGAACGCAUCUACUCCCUUUUCAACUUGUAUAUGCCUAAAUUGGAGAAAAUGCAAGAGGCCUGUGGCAGCAAAUCUGUAUAUGAUGGGCCAGAACAAGAAGAGUACUCAACAUUUAUCAUUGAUGACCCAAAGGAGACUUAUAAAACACUAAAGCAGAUCAUAGAAGGUGUUGGAAUUUUAGAACAGGAACAUGCUCAGUAUAAGAGGGAUAAAUUCAAGAAGACAAAAUAUGGAAGCCAGGAACAUCCUAUUGGGGACAAGAGUUUACAGAGUUACAUCAGGCAGCAAUCUGAAAUCUCAGCACAUUCCGUUUAAAGUGUGAAGGAGAUCACAGGAUGGUGCUGACAGGUCAAAUCAAUGAAGCGACAAGCUUAAAAACUAAAAUAAAAGGGAAGCCACAUGUAGCAAAAUGUAGAUAACAAGUGUCAAGCUUACAAACUUUGGGACUUGCUAAGUGUGUUGUUCUUUCUCCAAGAACUGUUACGAUAGUUGCUAUGCACUUUAUUCAUCUGGUUAUCAACAGAUGAUUGAACUCUGCCUUCUAGGCAGCUGCUGUUUGUGUGUGUGUGUGUGUGUGUGUGUGUGUGUGUGUGUGUGUGUGUGUGUUUAUAUUUGUUUUGGUUUCUUGGAAUCUAGUGAUCAGUUCAAUGAUCAAGGUGUAUGGACUUCAUCUUGACACUCUGGCAGUUCCUUACAUUGCUGAAACCGAGCAAGCUGUUGAAAGGCAGCAUUUUCUAGAAUUGUUUGUUACUGUUUUUUGGGGGGUUUGUUCCUGGUUACUGUAUGUUAUGUCACACAUCCGCAUGCUAUCUUAGGAAAAGCUUAGUGACACUUUGCUGUUAAUGCCGACAUUAAAAAAGGAAAUGGUAAAAAAGCCCCUCUUUUUUCAGUGUCGUCUCCCACGUUGUAGCUUGUACUAUCGAGAGCUGGUUGAGGAGCAGGCCUUUUGUUUUUAUAGUAGCAUAAUUUCUGUUAAAAGAUGCACAGAUUUUAAUUGAACUCCAGAUCUGAGUGGUACUCUUGAUAUUUUUGAGAUACAAAGUUGUUUCUACAAAACCUUCAGUGGACUUCUGUUGUCAAUAUGAAAUCUUGAUUCUGUAAUGAAAUUAACUAACAUGAAUUAGAGUAGGUGAAAGAAAAUGUCUAGCCUUGACAUUAGUUUGCUGUACAGUCUGGUCACAGUAAGAUUUGAAUGGCUAUUUUGGAAGUGCCAUUUUAAGGAGAUUAGAGAGACAAGGUGGGGAAGGUGAUUGAUAUAUUUUAUUGGACCAAAUUCUGUUGGUGAGAGAGAGAAGCUUUUCAAGUUUACAUUUCCCACACCUGAAGAAAUGCUCUGUGUAAGGUCGGCUCUCUCACCAACAGAAGUUGGUCCAAUAAAAAGCUCACCCACCUUGUCUCUCUAAUAUUCUGGGACCAACAUGGCUACAACAACACUUGAUAAUUUAAGGGAAGGUUAAACAACUUGUUCUGAUUUUGAAAAAUGGCACUGCUUUUCCACUGCAGCCAGGAGAGUGCUUAGAGCCCUGUGCCUGACAGUUGAAAUAUACCAAGUCCCAAAUAGUCUUUGGAGAUGGUUUGCUACUGAAUAUUGCUUAAAAACUGAGAUCCAUGUGAUCCUGGCACCACUUGGUUUUUUGGAAUAUAGAUUUAUACUUUUCCAGUUUUUAAAAAAAAAAGUUUUUAAAAUCUUUUAAAAAAUAUGUAAAUAAAAGUUUGUUAAAAGUAAUUUAAGCUUUAGUACAUUAUUUUGUUAUGUGUAUUAAUAUGUUCUGAGUGUAGAGGAAGUAGAAUGAACUAUGUAUCUCACUAAUAUCAACAAAUGUGGAGGGGAAUUAAAAAUCUGCUAAAUAUAAAGUGUGUGUGUGCGCGCGCGUGUGUGCGCUGGUUAGUUGAAUGCCAUAACUCUCCUAUGUAAGGGUCUGAUUCAGUAAGCAUCUGGCUGAGAUUGCUCAGACGUCCAUGCAAUGUCAUGGAAGUUGUGUCGUAAGCUUCUGUGCAGCAGAACUGGGUAUUGUUUUUCAGUUGAAUUGGAUCAGAAAAUAUUAAACUUUCAGCUUUUUAAUGUGAAGAUAUUCAUAUCUUUUCCUAAAGUGUUACCAAAUAAAUUUUCAACAGUGUCCUCAUUGCAUUUGGAGCAUACAAGAUGGCUGACUUAGUUUGAAAGUCUCUGUUUAUUAGUGAUGUUGUUAGGAAUGGGAUUUCUUUGUUCUGUGUGAACAUGCUAUAGACCAGAAUCCCAACAAAUGAUCAUCAUGUUAUUCAUUGUCACCAGGAAGAGUGGGGGAGGGGAAAUAGAAAAGUGUUGCAAAACAUGAAUUUUGGACUCCAAGCUGUUAGCUGCCAUUUAAUUGCAAUUUUAACUGUAUUUAUAACUUAAUAUUCUGUUUAUAAAAUACUAAUGAUCGUAAUGUGUGUUCUACUUGCCAAUUUAAAAAAGUGUUUUAUUUCUGAAAA